AUGCAUUACCUCGUAUACUACAACUCCAAUCAAUCAAAGUUAGAUGACACUUGGGUUUAUUACCAAAUCCUGACAUAUUUUGAAUUUGCUUGUAUUUGCUUCAGUUAUCCUCCAAUUAUAUUCCUUGGCUAUCAACUUUUCCAACACAGAAUAUUCCAUCAGAAUCUUCAAAAUUGUGUGAGAGCUGCGGUUGUAGAGUACCUGAUUCAGUUGACAUCUCGAAGUAUUCAAAUCUUUUUGAUUUUCAAUUCAGAAGAAAAUGGAUUGGCAUUUUACUACGCAUCAUUGGCUCGGUGUACAUGCUAUUUUUUCGUUUCCUUCUCUCUUCCUGGAUUUGUAAUUGAACGAUGCUGUGCUUCAUACUUUCUUUCGGAUUAUGAGAAACGAAGUCGUCAUUAUAUCAGUAUACUUUUACUAACAACUUCUGCUGGAAGUAGUGCUCUACUUUCCUAUCUCUAUCAUCAGUCCGAAUCUACAUUAGUCUAUCAUAUAAUCGUUCUUGUCAUCAAUGGAAUAUCUUCUGUUGUCCUGGCAGUUAUCGAAAAGUACAAUUAUACAAGACUUCAUGAAAGUUCGAAUUUACGGAAAAGCAAGAAAGAAUAUUCGUUAGCAGAGCGAUUUCAGAUUUCAGAAAACAUACGGGUCUGUGAGCUCAUGAAAACUAUUAUAAAUGUGGUUGCACUCUUCAAUUUGUUAUCAACAGCAUCUGCUGCUCUUGACAACUUUAAAUUCUCCCAAUCAUUUUUGAAUGUAGCUGCUACUUUUUUCAACUUUUGCGUCCUCACAUAUGGAUCUCUUGUUUUCUUUCUGUUUUAUUAUUUGGUGCCCCAGUUCAGACUUGCGCUGAAAUCAACUUUUACAAAGAUGAGAAUUUUAAAUCCAGUAUCUCCUUUUCCCGAAGCACUAAACGAAAAACCGUGCCAAAUGGCGGCCAAAGAGACGGAUGAAUAUUUCACACAGCUUCGGAAACAGUGGCUCUAG
Caenorhabditis briggsae is the source of this 981-nucleotide messenger RNA. RefSeq names its product Protein CBR-SRE-3 (gene Cbr-sre-3). Gene Ontology annotation, cellular component: membrane. The transcript is spliced from 8 exons. The coding region runs from base 1 to 981 and encodes 326 amino acids. The record is from RefSeq and is a predicted model, not a curated record. NCBI's taxonomy places the organism in Eukaryota, Metazoa, Nematoda, Chromadorea, Rhabditida, Rhabditidae. Gene Ontology annotation, biological process: sensory perception of chemical stimulus.